Molecule: messenger RNA, 4410 nt
Organism: Pseudozyma hubeiensis SY62
Lineage: Eukaryota; Fungi; Basidiomycota; Ustilaginomycetes; Ustilaginales; Ustilaginaceae
Product: nucleoporin 153
Exons: 1
Coding region: 1-4410 (1469 amino acids)
Biological process (GO): RNA export from nucleus; protein import into nucleus; protein localization to nuclear inner membrane
Cellular component (GO): nuclear pore inner ring; nuclear pore
Molecular function (GO): structural constituent of nuclear pore
Source: RefSeq, a predicted model, not a curated record
AUGGAAAUUCUCAAUGAUGGAUCCGCAUCCACUUUUUUAGUGACACCUCUGUCCUCUUCUUCAACGUCACGGAGCGCUUUCUUACAUCCACCAGCUCGAUUCACUCCCGCUCAGCCUCACUCCUAUUCUUUUGAGCCGCAAAGCGUCGCACCAAGUGUCAGCAGAACCCGGAAGCGACGCUCGCUCGCGCUCGACAUCGUCCAGCCAGAACGGCUGCGCUCGUCCUCUUCCGAACGCACACCCAGAGGAGGGUGCUGGCAUCACCGACAGCGUCAGUUCGCCACCAUGCCAGCCGAUCCACACUCGUUGGAGGCCCUGCGUGAAGCAGAGGAGACCUUCCGACGAUGCGAACAGGGUCGCAUCGCCCUACCAGAAGUCAAGCAACGUACACCGACACGCGACGCACCCUAUCAACAGCACCGUCUUGACCCAUGGGUCGGGUUUGACAAGUCAAGAACGCUUCCGAUCCCGCCAGACGUAUUCACCGGCAUCAGAAGCGCUAGUCCGACAGCUACACAAUCCCUCUUUCCAUCGAUCCGUAGAGCUUGCAUCACCGUCGACAACAAGGUCUACCUCUGGUCCUACCUCGAGGGUCAGGCUGCCUUCGAAUUCUACUGCGUUCCUGAAGAUCAGAUCGUCAUUGCUGCGAGCGUAGUACCGGUACGAUCAGGUGUGUUUGCCGACAUCGUCACUCAUGUGCUGGUGCUCAGCGUCGGCGCUUCGGUCCGUGAAGGCAAGUAUGUCAAGGUGCUCGGCCUCUCGUAUACCCAGAAUGGCGAUCACUCAAAGGUGGAGGUGCUCGAGGCGGGAAUGAACGCCAACACAAACGGCGUCGUCCUCGACAAUCUCACGGGUACCGACAGUGGUCGCAUCUUUGCUACUGGUUCCGACAACUGCCUUUACGAGCUCGUCUACCAGCGAAACGAAGGCUGGUUCACCAGCAAGUGCUACCUGCGCAACAUCACCAGCCCGCGCCUCUCGAACCUCUUGCCCACCUUUGUCAAGGCCGAAAAGAAGCUGCUCUACAUCACGGUCGACAACGCCCGCCAGCUCGUGUACACGCUUCGUCAAGGUGACUUGAUCGAGGUGUUCAGCCUACCAUCCAAGGAUCCCUCUUCAGCACCCGAAAGGCGCGGUCAGACCGUCGGGACGUCGGGACAGCAAGGCACUCCACAUGCGCGCUACGAUGUCGGCUCGAUCGUGUGGAUCGGACCUGUCGAGCGUGAGGCUCGCUUCAAUGUGGUUCUGCUUGCUGUCACCGAUCGUGGCUACCGCAUCUUCCUCGACAAUUUCCAGGGCCGUUCCGAGCCUGCCAUCACCGUUCGCGCGCCUCCAGCGCUCCAGCAACCUCCGGGUGUUGCGGCCGCGUCGGCUUCUGGAGGCUACUUGCAACAACAGGCUCCGCAGCAGCAACAGCAACUCGUACAGCAGCAAACCAUCACCAGAGCCGUCUCAUCCGUAUUCUACGCCGGCGAUGUCUUUAUGAUGGGCUUCAACUAUAACAACCUCCCUUGCCAAAUCUGCUGCGUGACACCGGCGCUCAAUGCCAACUCCACCACCACAGGUCCCGUCGAAAAGGCUACCUUCAUCGACCUCGAACUGGCACUCAGCACGCCAGUGUUCGCCGAGGCGCCUCCCUCUCGCAAACCUCCUCAGAUCACCGACAACGGCGAGCUGGUACGACCAACCUACGCUCAGGCCCUCCGAGCGCCGCGCAGUUUCCUUGUGCUCGACAACAAUGGCCUCACCGAGCUUGUUGAACGCCGCCCGGUUGACACGUUACGAGGCCUGCUCGAAUCUGGCGCUGCUGUCAACAGCGCUGCCAUGGUGCAAUUCUUUGGCUCGUAUGGCUCCAUCGAAGCAUGCGAGACAGCCCUCGCCGUCGCCGCGCACAAUUCUCAGGUGGCCGCUCCUCGCGUCACCAUCGGCUCUUCCGGAGGAGUGCCGGCAGGGCUCGCACAGACCAUCUCGGAAGAGGUGGUGGCACUUGCGUCUCGAGUCUUCUUCAGCCAGUACGGCUCGUGGCCUGCCGACACCACCGUAUCGGCGGCAUUGUCUACACCGAGAACGUCGCGCCACGACGGUCUGGCUCUGUACAUUGCCUGCAUCCUCAAACGCGUUUGGGAUCGCGCGAUCAUGCCUCCUGAGCCGGCCAAGCCAGGGGCCAAGCCUGCCGCAACGCCAGCAUCAAGCAGCGCACUCACCAGCUACCGCCCUGCCGGCUCGGUGUCCAGUCAGUCCACCGGCUCCAAGCUGCCGCUUCGAAAGGAGGAUCUCGAAGAGACGCUUCAAGACCUCGUACCGCUCCACGACUUUAUGCAGCAGAGCGCAAAGCUGUUCGGUCUCGGCGGCUCAUCUGCGGCCAACCGCAGCUUCGUCAAUAACGUCGGCUACGACCAAGAACGUGCUGCCAAGCUAGACCAGGAGAGCUUCAGCAAACUCAAGGCGCUCGUCUCGCGAGCGACAGAGGCAACCAACUUCAUGCUCUUCCUGAUCGACCAUGGUCUCAAGCCCUUGAUCGAUUCGUGCUCUCCCGAAGCCAAGACUGUCAUCGCGAAUCUGCGCUUCGGUCAGCUGAUCACCUCGGAGGAAGGCAAGCGCGCCUCCAAGGAGCUCGUCACUGCCCUCAUUGAGGCGCGCAUUGGUGCUCAGGUCAGCAUCGACGCUGUUGCUGAUGCGCUUCAGGCUCGAUGUGGAAGUUUCUGCUCCGCGGACGAUGUGCGACAGUACAAGGCUACCGAGUGCAUCCGUCGAGCCAAAGAGACGCGGUCCGAGCAGGACAAGCUGGACAAUCUACGAAUGAGCCAGAAGUUGCUGGCCAAGGGUGCGAGCCAGCUAUCGGUGGAGAAGCUGCGCGGUAUCUGCCAGGACUAUCGAUCGCUCGGCUACGCUACGGGUGCGAUCGAGCUCGCCUUGCAAUGUGCUGCCGAGUGGGAUCCUGCGGGAAUUGCUGCUUCGUACCUCGCGGAAGGCGGUCCGGACGGCCCCGAGCACCGAGCACGACGCGAAGUGGCAGAACGACUCAAGCAAGCCUACCAGCUGGUGUUCGAGACUCUGCAGCAACUCGACGAGCGUCUCGACGCCGCUUACAACCUCGAAGGCGACGAAGCCCAGGUACGACUCGCCAUCAGCACCCGCGACAAGGCACGCACCGAAGCCUACGCGCGCGCCGAAGCUUCGCAAGACGCCCUCUUCCACGAAUGCAUGUACGGCUGGUUGAUCGAACGCAAGAUGACCGACCAGCUGCUGUCGAUGCGCACGCCGUAUCUGGAGCAGUUCCUCGUCAAGCGGCCGGCGGGUGUCAAGGGUCACGAUGCCGCGUUCCUGCGUACUUUGCGUAAUUUGUUGUGGCAGUUUUACGUUCGUCACGGCGAGUACUUUGCUGCUGCGCAGGUGUUGGAUGCUUUGGCGCACUCGAAGGAAUUCGUGUUGGAUCUGCGCGAGAGAAUCGAGUACCUCGCGUUGGCUGUGGGGAAUGCCAAGUCGGUCUCUCCGUCUCACGUCGAGGCGAACGAUGUGGUGACGUUCCUCUCGCAGGCGGAGGACUCGCUGGAAGUGGCGCAGAUCCAGGCACGUGUGCUGCAGUCCUUGCAGCAGAUCGGACCGGAUGAAUUGGACGCUGAACGAUCCGCCCUUCUCUCCGACUCGAUCGAAUGGCUCAACGAAGAGCUUCUCGACCUGUCGACGCUGUACAAGAACCUGGCUGAACCGUUCGAGCUGCUGGAAGAGCAGCUCGCGAUGAUCGCAUCUGCCGAAUUGAAUGACGUCGCGCUCGUCUCGGAGCUCUGGAUCGCACUCAUCUCGAGGCAAAACGAAAGGAGUCGCGCGGACGAAGCGUACAAGGCCAUCAGCGGGUUGACGGUGGAGCUGUUUACGCGGUUGGACAGGAGCGAAGUGGCAUGUCCGAUCGACAACGUCUUUGAUCUGCUGUUGAGAUAUGGGUUUGAGCAGACUCGCUCGUCCGAUGGUGGUGCGGAGGACAGCAUUCCUGCUGGAUUCCGUAGGAGGACGGAUGAGGACGAUCAGGGCGCGGUUGAUAUUCCGGAAGGUUGGGCGAGUCAGACGAUGUUGAGGGCAACAGGAGCGCCCGAGUUGAUCCUAGACAUUUUGGAGUCUGCUCUUUUGACUAGGCCUCAACCGUGGAACACUGCUGAGGGUCAGUCGUAUCUACAGGCGGAAAUGGUCGAGUUUGCGAGGACGUGGAUCGAGCUCUCUACUACUUCGGGUGCCAACAGUGGUGCCAAAGGAAGCGCAUUCGCAACCGAUCUGGUUUCGUUGACCAACGUACAGGUGCAGAGAUUGUUCGCACUGCUUAACUCGAUCAUCGUAAAGACUUCGCAGUCGGCCGGUGCGUCGGGUACGGCGGAUACCGCGAGGAAAGCGUUGGAUCUGCUCAAGCUGUAUUACUAG